AUGCCGCCCAAGGUCCGCGCACUCGACCUGGACAACACCUCCACGGCAUACUACGCAUCAGCAACCGUGGCCCCGUCGGGCGCAAGGCUCGUUCAUGUCUCCGGCCAGCCCGGAAACACCAAGGACGACGUGGUCCCCGACGAUUACGAGUCGCAGAUCCACCUGGCGCUCCUCAACCUGCGCAAGAUCAUCAUCGUCGCGGGCGCGUCGGUCAAGGACAUCGUGAAGCUCACGCUUCUCAUCGUCGACUACGACAGCUCGGCCCGCAAGCACACGCGCCACAUCCAGCGCUUCCUGGGCGGCCACCGGCCGGCAAUCACCCUCAUACCCGUGUCCAAGCUAGCCGUCUCGUCCUGGCUGUUCGAGAUCGACGCCGUCCUCGCCGUGCCCGAGACCCCCGCGCCCGCGCGUGGCCUUGCCCUGCCGGAUGCCGACGAGUCAGUGGACGUCGUCAUCAUUGGCGCCGGCCUGGCCGGAUUGUCUGCCGCCCGGGACGUCCUGAAGAGCGGCCUCUCCUGCGUCGUACUGGAGGCGCGCGACCGCGUCGGCGGAAAGACGUGGAGCGAGCCGUUGCAAGACGGGCAACCUGGCGUCGUCGACCUUGGCGCGGCAUGGAUCAACGACACCAACCAAAGCCGGGUCUACGCCUUGGCCAAGGAGUACGGGGCAGAGCUGAUUGAGCAAAACACCAACGGGGACGUAGUCCUCCAGGACUUUGAUGGAAAGUGCUCGCCUUUCCCCUACGGAGAACUUCCCUUUUUUGACGAGGCCACCCGCAAAGCACUGGCCGGCAUCCGCGACAUGGUCGAGGCCGACUGCCAGGCCGUCGAUACAUGGAAGCCCAAAGACACCAGCCUGGACAGCCUGACCUUUGCGGCGUAUCUGCGCCUGCGGGGCGCCGACGACGUGGCUAUGGCCACGGCCAACGUGUGGACCUGCGCCAUGCUGGGCCAGGAGGCGACCGACAUUUCCGCGCUCUACUUUCUAAACUACUGCAAAUCGGGCGGGGGCCUGUUGCAGAUGCGCUCCGACCGCAAGGACGGCGGCCAGUACCUGCGCGUCCGCCAGGGCACGCAGGUCUUCUCAAAAGGCCUGGCCUCGUCGCUGCCCGAGGGCGUCGUGCGCCUGAGCCGGCCCGUCCGUGCUGUCGUCCGGGACGACCACCCCGGAGGCGGCCGCUACGCCGUAAAGGUCCAGACGGACGAGGGGGUUUUGGCCGCGCGCAAGGUGAUCACGACCAUCCCCGGCCCGGCCCUCAAGAACAUCAGCUUCCGGCCGGCCCUACCGCUCCCCAAACAGGCGUGGAUAGAGUCCCUCAGCUACGGGUACUACACGAAGGCCAUGAUGCAGUUCGAAUCGCCAUUCUGGGUUGAGCGUGGCUUCUGCGGGCUCGCGCAGUCGUUCGUGGGCCCUGCCAGCGUGAUCCGCGACACCUCCGUGCCCGCCGACUCGAAACACGUCUUGACGUGUUUCAUGGCGGGCGACCGCGGCAGAGCGUGGGCGGCGCUUGACGCGCCGGCCAGGGAGAAGAGCCUCCUUGCCCAGCUGGCGCAGCUGUUCGGCUGCGAGGACAUCCAGAGCCGGUUUGUCCGGAUGAGCACGUACGAGUGGGUAAAGGACGAGUGGUCCGGCUGGGGCUGCCCUUGCACGUCCCUCGCGCCCGGCGUGCUCGACACACUGGGUGGGGACAGCCUCCGGAAGUCUUGCGGAGAUUUGCAUUUCGCAGGCACGGAAACGGCAGGCGAGUGGAAGGGCUACAUGGAGGGUGCAGUCCGGAGCGGAGAGCGUGCUGCUGCCGAGGUUAUAGAAGCGUUGACAAGCACCAGCGGCGCCUCUCGGCUCUAG
This is a messenger RNA of Colletotrichum graminicola M1.001, 1845 nucleotides long. RefSeq names its product flavin containing amine oxidoreductase. The coding region runs from base 1 to 1845 and encodes 614 amino acids. Lineage: Eukaryota; Fungi; Ascomycota; Sordariomycetes; Glomerellales; Glomerellaceae. The record is from RefSeq and is a predicted model, not a curated record. Gene Ontology annotation, molecular function: oxidoreductase activity. The transcript has 2 exons.